Messenger RNA from Cokeromyces recurvatus, 743 nucleotides. RefSeq lists its product as uncharacterized. The annotation marks the transcript as partial. The transcript is spliced from 5 exons. Gene Ontology annotation, biological process: endocytosis; signal transduction; peptidyl-serine phosphorylation. The record is from RefSeq and is a predicted model, not a curated record. Lineage: Eukaryota; Fungi; Mucoromycota; Mucoromycetes; Mucorales; Mucoraceae. Gene Ontology annotation, cellular component: nucleus; cytoplasm. Gene Ontology annotation, molecular function: protein serine/threonine kinase activity.
GAAGGACUUUAUAGUAUUGUGAUUGACAUAUUAGGACCUAGUUUAGAGGAUUUAUUUGAUAUGUCUCACGUAAAUUAGUACAAACAGUAGCUAUGUUAGCUAAACAAAUGAAUGCAAAUACGAUAUAUAUGAUGACUUUGGUAUGGAAUUAUACUGAUCCAAGACACAAAACAACAUAUUCAUAUCGUGAAGAAAGAGAAGAGCAAUCAAGACGUGAUGAUUUAGAAUCAUUAGGUCAUGUAUUUAUAAUUGGUGAAAAGAAGCAAACAACACAAGUAAAAGAUUUAUGUGAUGGAUUUCCAGAUGAAUUUGGACUCUAUUUACAAUAUACUAGGCAUCUAAAAUUUGAAGAAGAUCCAAAUUAUGAAUAUUUAAAAUGUUUAUUUGAUAAAGUAUUAGAGUCAUUAGGUGAAAAAGAUGAUGGUAUUUAUGACUGGAUGUUAUUAAAUGAUGGAAAAGGAUGGGAGGUAAUAAACGACAGUAAGAAAAAAAAAAGAAGAAUAUAUAAAUAACAAGCUUUAUAUGUAUAUAGUAUUGUUCAUCGUCAAGUCUUUAUCGCUAUAGACAGCAACAGCACCAGAGUAAUAAUGCUGCAGUUGCAUUACAUGACAUCACUCAUGUUCGACCAAAGCAACGUAGUUACAAUAUUAAAAGACAGCAACAGCAACAGCAACAGCAACAGCGACAGCAACAGCGACAGCAACAUUAUAAAGCAAGUCAGCCUAUGUUAACAAAUAUGAAUA